GUAGUAUUUUGUUUUGAAAAAUACACACGAGUGUCCGCCUUACGUUACGUCUUGACAGUAUACGUGCCAUAGACUCCUCUUCCUGCACUGUGUGUCAUUCAAACAUGAUUCCAGGGUCUGUUUACGCCUUAAUAGCGGGCUUUUUGGGGUCCGCUGCCUCGUUGUCUGCCAAGCUGUCCUUCGGCGCAGACUACUUGAGGGACAUGUGCGAGUCGGGACUCAGCGGCUGGACUCGGACACCCGGUGGAACUUCAUCCUGUGACUGGCUCCACAUCCCCCUGAGGCUGCUGUGUGGCGGCCUGCUGCUCACCUGCAACGCCAUCAUGUGGACCUUCUUCUCCAAGGCUCUCCGACACUGCUCCUCCUCGGCCAGGGCCACGGUCACCACCACUGCCUCCAACUUCAUCUGCUCGGCUGUCCUGGGGAGGCUGAUCUUUGGAGAGAGCCACGCAGCCUUGUGGUGGGCGGGAAUCUCUCUAACGCUGUGCGGACUGCUGGUGCUUCACGGAUCCGUGCCGGAAACCCCCCUGGAGGACGAGGGCAAAAAGGAUAAGUGAUGUAGCUCCCUCAAAGAUGUUCCUUCAGGACUUCCGGCACCUCCACUGAGACACAAGGCUGACCAGAUAGCAAGGUGGAACCAAAUCUCCCAGACUCCCCGCUGGUUGUUCUGGAGGGUCCCCAUCAAUGAUAGUAACCCCCCCUGGAUCAUGGUUGCACCACAUCCAAGGACGCUUCUACACUGCAUGCAUGUGCAGCCGUGGCCUCGGUUCACGGUGCCUCACACAGAACAAGACGGUGACUAAAGAAUAAAAACGCGGAUGCGCACAAGGGGGAGGAGCCUGGCUCUGCUUUUUGAAUGUCUAUUGUUACCUGUUAUUACUGUUACUAAUGCAUUAACACAUUCCGCUUUGUAUUCUCUCCCAAUGGCAUCUCCGUUAAUUUGAUCCGGUAUGUUUUUUAUCUUUGUGGGCAAUAAUUCACAGCCAAAGUUACAGAUGUGCUUUGGCACAACUGAUGUGUUUCUGGGGUGUUUGUAUUGCAUUCUAUCUUUUUUCUGAAUAUAAUUCUGAAAGCUUGCCGGGUCUAAACAAAUUGUAGGAGUAGACAUAUUCGUUAAAUUUUUUUGGAGUAAAUGAUGAAAGACAUGGGCGUAGGAUAUUUAAUUCCUGCUUGUAUUCUUUACCUUGUUUGAGCCCAAACUCCUUGGAUGCAUCCACUCACCAAGGCUGGUUCGGAUUCAG
Molecule: messenger RNA, 1241 nt
Organism: Pungitius pungitius (ninespine stickleback)
Lineage: Eukaryota; Metazoa; Chordata; Actinopteri; Perciformes; Gasterosteidae
Gene: tmem42a
Product: transmembrane protein 42a
Exons: 3
Coding region: 105-557 (150 amino acids)
Source: RefSeq, a predicted model, not a curated record